Messenger RNA from Trichoderma atroviride IMI 206040, 1908 nucleotides. RefSeq lists its product as uncharacterized. Gene Ontology annotation, biological process: steroid metabolic process. The record is from RefSeq and is a predicted model, not a curated record. Lineage: Eukaryota; Fungi; Ascomycota; Sordariomycetes; Hypocreales; Hypocreaceae. Gene Ontology annotation, cellular component: membrane; cytoplasm. Gene Ontology annotation, molecular function: FAD binding; Delta24(24-1) sterol reductase activity.
CGUGGCGAGGGCGUCGUUGGGCAUUGAGUCGUUUGCUUUUGCUAAUUUCAGCAUUUCUACUGCGUCCUCAUAAUUCUCGGCUUCUUAUUGCCGUUACUGUCUUUAUUUGCUUUACUUGUUGAUGUAUUGAUACCCCCCAAAUCGCCAGACAAAAUGAAUCCCGCAAAGCUUCUCGAGGAGCACAACACUGCUGUUGCCAAGAUCCAGGAGCAAGUCAAGCACUUCUACGACAACAAGAAGCAAUUCCGGGUCUACCAUGGCUCCACCAGCUCUACGCGUCCGCUGUCCUUCAAGGCCGAUGCCAUUGUCGACACCAGCAGCAUGGACCGGAUCUUCCCCGUCAACCUGGAGACCAUGACCGUGCAGGCCGAGCCCAAGGUGCCCAUGGAUGCGCUGGCUGCUCACACGCUCAAACAUGGAGUUAUUCCCAAGAUUGUGAUGGAGUUCAAGGGCAUCACCGCUGGCGGCGGCUACUCUGGCUUUUCCGGUGAGAGCAGCAUGUACCGCUAUGGUCUCUUCAACAACACCGUGUCCGAGAUUGAGAUUGUGCUUGGCGACGGCACGCUGGAAAAGGCCAAUCGCGAGCACAACGCAGACCUGCUCGAGCAUGCUGCAGGCAGCCUGGGGACCUUUGGUAUUGUUACCCUGCUCACCAUUGAGCUGAUUCCGGCCACUCAAUUUGUUCAGCUGGACGUCCAGCUGGUCGACGACGUUGCCAAGGCCCACGACCUCUUUGAGGAAGCCGCCAAAGACGAGUCAAUUCACUUCAUCGAUGGCGUCUACUUCCGCAGGGGCGUAAUUGUCGUCAUGUUCGGACGGUUUAUCAAGACGCUGCCCAAAGGCAAAUCCCCUCUUAAAAAGAUGGAGGUGCACUGGUUUGCCGACACUAUUGAAGCUGCCAUCAAGAAGCAGCCUACGGCGGACAAGCCCGCGGAUCUCUACAUGUAUACUCCCGACUAUCUCUUCCGCUACGACCACGGUGCUUUCUGGGGCGGCAAGCUUGCCUUUAAGCAUUUCCACGUGCCUGAGAAUGCCAUUACUCGCCGCCUGGCCGACCCCUUCCUCGAUAGCCGUACCUGCUACCACGCGCUGCACAAGUCCGGCCUUGCCAACGAGUAUGUCGUGCAAGAUUUUGGUAUUCCGGCUAGCACUGUCAAGGAGUUCAUUGCCUUUGUCAACGACACGCUGCCGGAGCUGCAAAUCUUCCUGGCUCCAUGCAAGGCUCCUAGGGAGAUUGGUCUGACAUCUCGUUUCAACGCCCGUGUCGAUGAAGUCUCGGACCAGCGUAUUUUCGCCGUUGGUGUCUACGGCCGCGGACCUCGUGACCCCAAGGCCUUUUACGAGCUCAACCGCAAGCUAGAGCUGCGCAGCGCCGAACUCAUGGGAGCCAAGCUCCUGUAUGCCCGAACAUACUAUACCGAGGACGAGUUUUGGCUCAUCUACCGCAAGGAUGUCUACGACGAAAUGCGCAAGAAGUACAAGGCUGAGACGCUGCCCUCUGUCUAUGACAAGCUCAAGGCUGACAUGGACACGGGCGCAGGCAAGCGCAGGCCUGUGCGUGGCAUUCUCGCGACGAUGUGGGACAAGGCCAUUGGCAACAAGGCUUAUAUCCCCGUGACGAAAUGAGCACAUGCAAUUUGCGAAUUAUAGGCGAUCUUCGCCUUGCUUGUUCAUAUUGUGUUGGGGGGGACGAUUAAUGUGCGACAUGUUGGAUAUGUCUAAUUACAGAGCUUUGUCAGCCUGUGUGAUUGAUACCCCUGACUCUUUUGUUCUCUUUCUGUUCAUUGAUAUAGAAACAUGUCUUUUGUCUCUUUCUCCCUUUGUCGAUGGAAUACUGCUUAAUGAUACCAAGACUGUGCUCGUCUAAUACAUUCCAUGGAAUAAAAAAUUGAUAUUUCUCUACUAUGC